GGGGCGGCGGCGCAGAGCCGGGCCCGGCGCACGAGGCAGCCAGCGCGGCCAUGACGGCGGAGAAGGCGCUGCCUCUGGGCAAUGGGAAGGCUGCGGAGGAGGCGCUGCUGUCCGAGGCGCCGGGUGGCGGCGCCGGCGGCAGCGGGGGUGCGGCGCCCGCGCGCGACCCGCGCGACAAGCGCGACAAGGCUGUCCACGAGCGCGGCCACUGGAACAACAAGGUGGAGUUCGUGCUGAGCAUGGCCGGGGAGAUCGUCGGGCUGGGCAACGUGUGGCGCUUCCCGUACCUGUGCUAUAAGAACGGAGGAGGGGCAUUCCUGAUUCCCUAUGUGGUGUUUUUUGUUUGCUGUGGAAUUCCUGUUUUUUUCCUGGAAACGGCUCUGGGACAAUUCACUAGUGAAGGUGGCAUUACAUGUUGGAGAAAAGUUUGCCCUUUAUUUGAAGGCAUUGGCUACGCGACACAGGUGAUCGAGGCCUAUCUGAAUGUGUACUAUAUCAUCAUCCUGGCAUGGGCCAUUUUCUACCUGAGCAACUGCUUCACCACCGAGCUGCCCUGGGCCACCUGUGGGCAUCAGUGGAACACAGAGAACUGUAUGGAGUUCCAGAAACUGAACGUGACAAACCACAGCCACGUGUCCCUGCAGAACGCCACCUCUCCCGUCAUGGAGUUCUGGGAGCGCCGGGUCCUGGCCAUCUCGGAUGGGAUCGAGCACAUCGGGAACCUCCGCUGGGAGCUGGCCUUGUGUCUCCUGGCUGCCUGGACCAUCUGCUACUUCUGUAUCUGGAAGGGGACCAAGUCCACGGGGAAGGUUGUAUACGUCACUGCAACGUUCCCCUAUGUCAUGCUUCUGAUCCUCCUGAUCCGAGGGGUCACGUUGCCUGGGGCCUCUGAAGGCGUCAAGUUCUACCUGUAUCCCGACCUCUCCCGGCUCUCUGACCCGCAGGUCUGGGUAGAUGCUGGAACACAGAUCUUUUUCUCCUAUGCCAUCUGCCUGGGUUGUCUGACUGCUCUGGGAAGUUAUAACAAUUAUAACAACAACUGCUACAGGGACUGCGUCAUGCUCUGCUGCCUGAACAGCGGCACCAGCUUCGUGGCCGGCUUUGCCAUCUUCUCGGUCCUGGGCUUCAUGGCCUACGAGCAGGGGGUGCCCAUUGCCGAGGUGGCAGAGUCAGGCCCCGGCCUGGCCUUCAUCGCUUACCCUAAGGCCGUCACCAUGAUGCCUCUCUCCCCGCUGUGGGCCGCCUUGUUCUUCAUGAUGCUCAUCUUCCUGGGCCUGGACAGCCAGUUUGUGUGUGUGGAAAGCCUGGUGACUGCGGUGGUGGACAUGUACCCCAAGGUCUUCCGGAGGGGCUACCGGCGGGAGCUGCUCAUCCUGGCCCUGUCGAUCGUCUCCUACUUUCUGGGCCUCGUGAUGUUGACGGAGGGCGGCAUGUACAUCUUCCAGCUCUUUGACUCCUAUGCCGCCAGUGGGAUGUGCCUUCUCUUUGUGGCCAUCUUUGAGUGCGUCUGCAUCGGCUGGGUGUACGGAAGCAACCGCUUCUAUGACAACAUCGAAGACAUGAUUGGCUACCGGCCGUUGUCGCUCAUUAAAUGGUGCUGGAAGGUCGUAACCCCCGGGAUCUGUGCGGGCAUCUUCAUCUUCUUCCUGGUCAAGUACAAGCCACUCAAGUACAACAACGUCUACACCUACCCUGCCUGGGGCUACGGCAUCGGCUGGUUCAUGGCGCUGUCCUCCAUGCUCUGCAUCCCGCUCUGGGUCUUCAUCAAGGCGUGGAAGACAGAAGGGACACUGCCCGAGAAGCUCCGGAAGUUGACAAUCCCCAGCGCUGACCUGAAAAUGCGGGGCAAGCUUGGAGCAGGCCCCCGGACGGUGACAGUUAAUGACUGUGAAGCCAAACUCAAGGGCGAUGGGACCAUUGCAGCCAUCACAGAGAAGGAGACGUACUUCUGAGCACGCACCUGCGCCGGAUGCCUCUCCCUCGCGCCCCGUGUGUAUACAUGACUGCCUGAACGCGUGCUUCACCUAAUGAUAGAGGCUUGCUCGUUUUGCACAGGAUUUAUUAACAAGUUAAUUUUAAGGUGGCCGUGCACACUCUGGUUUAAAGUCACACGCCCUCCUCGCCCCCAGUUAUCAUGUAAGUAACAUUACAAAGAGCUACUACUGCACAGGCACUAGCAGAACCUUCUUGCGCUAGGACGGUUUUAACCAGUGUCUUCUAGGGGUUAGGAAGAAAUGUGUCAUACGGUCAAACUUUUGUACUCGGGCUGCGGGGCGGGUGGGGUGGGAGCGAGGCCUGCCCUCCUGCGUCAGCCUUUUAACUGACCAUCCGUGUCCCCGGUUUGUCCCUGACCACUGCAGCCGCCCCUCCUCCACGCCCUCCCCUCGCCCUCCCCAGCCUCUCAGUGGUGGGUUUGCAGACAGCAAGACUGUGUCAGAGAAGUCCUGCCAGACUCCAGACUCCUGCCCUGAUCCACUAAGUGACCUUGGGCACUCCCUUCCCCUAUCUGGUCCUCAGUUUCCCCCUCUCCCCAAUGGGGAGGGUGGGAUCAGGUGAUCUCUGAGGUCCCUCCCGCCCUGGCCCAUCUCCUGGGGGUUCUCUUGGUGGCCUCGCUGGCUUGAAGACUCUGGGAUUCCUCCGAAGACUUGGAGGCAGCGUCCCUGCUCCCACCCCACACCUGCUCUUUUUCAAUCAAGUUAUCAUGGAAAUGGUGGCGGUGAUGUGUGUUUUCCCCAAAACUGUAGUUUGAUUUCAUCCGUGAGCGGCUCGUUUCUGGAGCCCAGCCAGGUCCUGGCCCCCUCACCGGGGCUCCGGUCCUGUGUGCUCCCACCUCAGCUCUGCGCUCCGUCCUCGGCGUGGCUGGCUGGAGUCACCGGGUGCUGCUUUCCAGGGUCAAGAAGCAGCCUCUGUUCUGCUUGCGGCUGUGUGUCCUGCCGCUGCCCCACGGGGUCUGCACUGUAGGACCCGCCGCCAGCUCCCAGGGGAAGGAGCCCAUGGGGCCUGGUUUCCUCCAGCCCCUUUUCAUCCCCCACCAGGUCUUCUCGCUCUUGCUGUCCCUGCCUCCCCCUCUCUGCUGCCAUCCUGUCGCCUCUUAAUUCCCUCCCCAUCCUCCUGUCACCAGCAGAACCUUCGGAGGCUUCUUCCUCCCCUUUUUUCAGGAACCGUCCCACCUGCCUCUCCCUCCAGGGGGCUGAGAAGCUCAGUGCUCCCUGGAGGGGACCUGGGUCCCCUGGGUGCUGGCCUGAGGUCUGGGGCGAGGCUGGCGCCGCUCCCGCCUCUGGCUAAUCUCUUCUUUAAUUAGACCCCACACUGAGCCUCUGCCUUGGAUUCUGAGCCAUCUGGGGACAGGGAAGUUGCAUUCUUUAUCCUUUUCCUUUAUGUUCCCAAUUUUAUUCAGUGGAAAUGCGAGCUUUCUCCAAACUGAAGAUUUAGUUUCUUGUAAUGAAUGUGCAUGUUUGAUUCACCCAAAACUUUCCAAAUCCCCAGCUUCUGUGCUCUGGCCAGCCCCCUCCGAAGCCCGGGGAGAGAUGCCCAGUGCCCCCCCCCCAGGUCGAGGUGCCUGGUUCUGGCCCCCUUGUACACACCCAGCCCAGGCCUGCCCGGCCUCACCCUAAGCUGUCGCAUCUGGUGGACCCAGGAAGACUGCCCGCUCCUGCCCGUCCUGUCUGCUCUCCUCCCACCAGGUUCGGGGAGGGGCUGCCCCACUGCUGCUGCUACCGGUCCCUCCACCGACAGCUCUCACAGACGCACAGCCCCGCGGUCUCGCUGGGGCCACCUGCGUGCUGCGGGCGCCACUGAAUAUUCCACUCACUUAACACAAACCGUGGGGCUGGGCACAGGGAGGGAUUUCUGGGUUUUUUGUAAUUUCCUACUACUAUUGGGGUAACUUUUGGGGGUGGGGAGGGAAAUGUGGGGGCGGGGGAAACAUCAUUGUGGUGACUUUUUUGAUAUUCAUUAGAAACAAUACAUCCUUUCUGAGAUAUUUACAAUAUUAUUAAAAAACGAAAAAGGUUGUACUGUUUUGCAUAAUGAACGUUUUUAUUGGGUAUUCGAAGGACACCCGAUUGUCUGCUUACUCAUUUUUAAGAAUUAAAGGAAU
Equus quagga is the source of this 4099-nucleotide messenger RNA. RefSeq names its product solute carrier family 6 member 11 (gene SLC6A11). The transcript is spliced from 14 exons. Bases 51 to 1952 code for a protein of 633 amino acids. Gene Ontology annotation, molecular function: gamma-aminobutyric acid:sodium:chloride symporter activity. Gene Ontology annotation, cellular component: plasma membrane. The record is from RefSeq and is a predicted model, not a curated record. Lineage: Eukaryota; Metazoa; Chordata; Mammalia; Perissodactyla; Equidae. Gene Ontology annotation, biological process: neurotransmitter transport; sodium ion transmembrane transport.